AUGAAGCGCCGGCGCUCGUCGGUGUCGGAGCUCCGCGGCCUGUCGCGCCUGUUCGAGCUCGACGAGCUCUUCCUCCGCGUCCUCGGCUACCUCGACGCAGAGGACCUCGCCAACGCCCAGCGCGUCAGCAAGCACUGGGCCCGGCUCGCCGUCGACCCGCAAUUAUGGAAGCGGCUCUACCUCCAACACCACCUCGCCCUCUUCCCAAGCUUCAUCUGCACGGCCAGCCCGACCUCGCCGCUCGUUCACGUGUAUGGCGUUGGCUCCGAGCCCAAACCGUUAGGCAUAGUGCCCCCGCCGCCAGGCUGGUCCUCCCCAAACAGGCCGGACAACGUCACAGCCAUCUGCGCAGAUGAGGCCGUCCAGCCGCCGGACGGAGCGGCCGAUGGUCGGCCGGUCCUCCCAGCCCGACUGGCAAUCUUCUACGCCUCCGGCGGCUUCGCCAUAGUGAAGCUUCGCUUCGACGGCCGCCUCGUGUGGACCCGCGAAAGUGUCUGGGACCGACGAACACGGCCGCGCAGAACCGGAGUGCAGGAUGAUGGCGAUCCCGUCGUCCUCGCCGCAUUCCACCAUCCCGUGCUCGUAACUUGCACGCUCUCCUUCCACGUGAGCGUGUACAUGCUCUCGCAGAGUGUGUCUCUCGUGCGAACACUGCAUUCCGACGUCGCCUUCCAUCCCGCCGCGUUAUCCCUCGCCCCCCACGGAUCGAGCUAUCGCGCCACACUGACGUACUGCACGCCCGUGUAUCCCUCCUCGUGGACGGUGAGUGUGCAGGAACUCGCGGUCGAGUUGGGCCACGGCGGAGAGGUGCGGCGGGGAGAGUGCUACCGCGUCCGCUCCGGUCGCAGCCGGAGAGCAGUGACGGAGUGGCCCCGCCGCCUCGAUCCUGUCGACGCCGUCUCCCGCGCCGUUGGGGUGGGCACGGACGGGCGCUGGGUCGUGCUCGCAGGCGAGGACAGUGUGAUCCAUGUGUUUGCCCUGCCGUCGGCAAAGGGCGGGAUAGCGCAUGCCCAGACUCUGCUCGCUCCCUCGGGUGGCGUGUCGGCGCUGGCGCUACAGAGUGGACGCUGCGUCUCUGGUGGUGCGGACGGGAAGGUCCUCGUGUGGGAGCUGGACGAUGCCGAGCCUGAAGAAGAGGACGGCGCGAGAGUCGGCCGGACGCUGGGAUACGUCGAGGUGCGUCCCGGUGGGCGGCGCAAAGUCGAGCCAGCGCCACAGGCGGCGGAGGAGGAGGAUGAGGAUGAAGACGAGUGGGAACUGCCCAAUCCCCGCAGCUUAGCGUAUGCUGCCCGAGCUUUGUUUCUCGCGACCCCGCCCGCCUCUCUCCCACCAGCCCAGCACACCGAAGGCGGCAUCAACAGUGUCACGCAAUUAGCAUUCGACGAGGAGAAGAUUGUCGGCCUCCUCACAUCUGUGGAUGAUGGGCCAAGUGCGGUCAGCGAGCGCGCUCUGCCCCCUGGUCGCACGCCACUCGUUCCCAUCCCGGAGCGCGAUCUCCUCCACACGUGUUCGCGCAGCGGCGAGCCGGCCGCAUCCUCGUGUGUCGGCUUGCGCAUCUCGACAGGCUCGGCAGAACAUACAAACACCUGCAAGUCAGCUUGGGGAACCCAUUGGGAAGCUCACAAUAUUGACCAUGUCGUCCUCCGCAAUGGGGCGGGACCAGAGGUCGUGCUUGAGGAGGGUCGACGAGCUCACCAUGACAACGACCCCGCCGGGGUUCAUGAUUGCCUUUGCGUUCUCCCAGAAUCCGACCGUGAAGAGGGCAGGAUACAGGCUGCCCGCGCUGAAGACGUCGUGCACAAUGAAGUCGUACUUCUCGUCCUGCGGUACCGGGCUCUGCUCCCUGCCCCGGGUGGCGCGCUCGGCACGCUCAGCGACAAAGGUCACGCCGUCUUGCACGCUGAUGCUCCGGAUGCCUGUCUCGUUCAGGCCAAAGUACGUCUCGGCGGCGGUUACGACGGCCGGGUCAUAUUCUGUCGUCAGCUCAGCGAAGUGCGCGGCACCGAUGCCGACACCCAGGCCGACGACGAGCACGUUGGCGUCCUCCAGAGAACGCUUGCCGUCCUGGAGCCAUCGCCCGCCGACGAGACUGUGGUCUGCGCGGAGAACGCGCAUCGUGUGUUCGGGCAGCUGGACGUCCUCGACCACAACGCGGCCAGAGACGCUCUGCUGGCUGCUGUGCACUGUAACGCCAUCCUUCGUGAAGGGGGCGAGGGGACGGUUCACGAGCGACUGGGCCGCAAUGGCGAGGGUGAGGACAGCAAUGAUGAGCGAUGCCAUGUGGAACGGCUUAGGUUCCUGCAGCGUGAGAGCCAUGGAAGCAAGUCCGAGAAGAAGCAUGCAGGCGGCGGCGAUCAGGAGCUUAGGUAUCAGCUUGGAACUAGAAGGCGAGCUUACGGUUCCCUCGGCGUCCUUUGCGAAGAAUGCCGGGACGCGAAGACCGAACUCGGCGGGAAGAAGAAGCGCCAGUCCCACAAGCGAGGGGACAAAGGAGAAGGGGCUGAAGACAAGCCAGGGGAGGAGCAUCAGCCCCGCGACGGCAGCGAGGGCUGCCCACGCUCCGACACGCCCGCCGAGCUGCGUCGAGGUCAGGAGCCCGAUGCUCCGGACCAGGAGCGAGGUGAGGGCCGUGCCGACCGCGGACCAGAUGGCGGCAUUGCGAACCCGUGGCGAGCGUCGCGGGAGAGCGUACCCGAUCACGGUGAAGAGGGCAAGGACCCAGAGUACCGGCUUUGCGUCAUCGACGAAAGCGCUGUUAUACAGCGGCGCCAGACACAGUUGGGCCAGCUUGAUGCCCAUGACGAGAACGCCCGCCGAGAGCCCGCCUGUCUGUCAGCUGGCUGGAGCAGGCAAUUCAGCUUACUCAGAGCAGCCUCCUUAGCUGCGCUCAUGCUGGAAGAUGUUGCGAUGUGA
Messenger RNA from Trichosporon asahii var. asahii CBS 2479, 2913 nucleotides. RefSeq lists its product as uncharacterized. The transcript has 7 exons. Gene Ontology annotation, molecular function: protein binding. The record is from RefSeq and is a predicted model, not a curated record. NCBI's taxonomy places the organism in Eukaryota, Fungi, Basidiomycota, Tremellomycetes, Trichosporonales, Trichosporonaceae. Bases 1 to 2913 code for a protein of 970 amino acids.